UGACAAGUAGAUUUUCAACAUGCGUGACAUUUUCCGGUAAAAUAUUUUGAUCAAUUUAUAUUUUUUUCGCGAACCUUCUUUCAUUUUACUCUCUUCUAUAUUUGUAAUAAAUUUGAAGGCUUUUUUGUCAUUGUCUAUAACGUACACCGGCUUUCAUCUGCUUUUAUGAAUUACGUAAAAGAAAAGUGAUGAAAUUACCAACGAGUUUUCGCGGUUAUGCUACAGGGUGAAAACGAGUUUAAUAAAAAUAAAUUAUCAAAAUUCCUCAAGUGAAUCAAUGAAGAAUAAUAUAUACAAUGUAGGUAAAAACUUCAGAUUGAUAACGCAAGAUGGCGCCGGAUAAAACUACAAAUAAAUUUUAUUUAUUAUUGUUCUAAAAUAGUGUAGUAAUAGUAUCAAUUAUCGAAUGAUAUGUCAUAUUGAUGUAUGAAUAACACAAAAUAAAUAAUUCUACCAGCGAGAAGUUUUAAAAUUGUGAAUAUUCGCUCUGGAUCAAUAUUUUCCUUCAUAGAUUUCAAUUUACCAAGAAAAGCUGAAAUUACAUUCUUUGUUUUUAUUGAAUUGAGGUUGUCCUCAUGUAAGUUGAGGUGUUUGAAUUUUUUCAAAAUUGAUCAGUGGUUGUUGAGGUAUUUGAUCAAAAUUUUUACAAAGUAUGACCUUAUCGUGAUUUACCAAAUUUUUGUUUUGAUGUAUAACAAGUUUAAAUGAAAAUUUUUUUGUGAAAAAUGCGUUUCCACAUGGAAAUUAUAGUGCAAUUAUUAAUUGAGUUUUCCAUUCCAUAUCCAUUUUGAAUUAGUGUUUUGAAAAUGAUUGUAUAGCAAGAUGGGGGUUUAUUAACAAACAAACAACGAAGCAAAGUAAAGAAAACAAUGUAAUGUAAUAAUUAAUGUAUUCGACAUAUGGACACGUACAAGGUAACUGCUUCUAACUGAAACCCUGACAUAAUCGCUGGUGUUUUCACUUUCACUUAAACACUUUCUCAGUGACAGUCAGUUUUACAAGAUGCAUACAUUUCAGCUGGGUAUGAUGUUUUUGAUAUUCCUCGUAACAUUGGCUACCGUAUCAGCGGCUACUACAACUCAAAGACCUUCCAUCUCGGAUGAAGCCUUAGAAGCAUCCCUAAAAGACAAAAGAUACCUACUGAGGCAAUUAAAAUGUGCUAUUGGAGAAGCCCCUUGUGAUGCCGUUGGUCGUAGAUUAAAAAGUUUGGCACCGUUAGUUUUGCAGGGUUCGUGUUCUCAAUGUACACCUCAGGAACAACGACAAAUUAGAAAAGUUUUAGGAUAUAUGCAAGUUAAUUUCCCGAAAGAAUGGAAUAAAAUUAUCAAACAAUAUUCUGGGUAGAAAAUUAUCAUUUCAUUUAUUCUUUAGAAUAGAAAAUACAAAUUGUAUUUGUAGGUGUUUAUGUUUUGUUAUUAAUAAUAUUUGAAUCAUCAAUAAAUUUUUUUGAAAAUAA
Molecule: messenger RNA, 1456 nt
Organism: Diorhabda sublineata
Lineage: Eukaryota; Metazoa; Arthropoda; Insecta; Coleoptera; Chrysomelidae
Gene: Csp1
Product: ejaculatory bulb-specific protein 3-like
Exons: 3
Coding region: 1003-1344 (113 amino acids)
Source: RefSeq, a predicted model, not a curated record